CCGGAGCUGACUGUAUCUCUAAGAAUCCCUGUCGUACUUGUUUUUAUCCCAGACGAAAUAAUAUAGCGAUAGUGUCAAUUUGGUCGUAUAUAGGAAUACAUCUAAAUUCAUAGCUGUUAGUAGUGAUCACUCAUAGCUUGAAGUAUGGUAAUGUUAACAUUAGAUUGUUUUAUUUAUUAAGGCUACAUCGUCCGUUGAGGGGGUAGGCUACAUCGUGGAGUUAAAAGGCGGACCAGUUGUGUCUGUCCUGGUUCUGUCAGAUGAACACAUUUUAGGAAGUCGACACCACUCACGCAUUUUUCCAGCUGACAACAUAGUAUUAGCAAAGUGAAGCCCCCGCCAUGGCGUCUCCAUCCUUUCUCCUCCUCUUCCCCUCCCUGGGUUGGCUGUCUGCUGUGACAUCAUCAGAUCCCUUCGUCCAUGCUCCUCAUUUCACUGGGUGUAAGUCCAGGGAGCAGGUGACGUUUAGCUGUUGGUGGAGCGCCGGAAGCUUCCAGAAUCUCACGGAACCUGGAGCACUGCAAAUGUUCUACUGGAAGAAAAAUGAUUUGACGAAAGAAUGGAGGGAGUGCCCUGACUACUCCUCCUCUGUGAAGAAUGAAUGUUUCUUCAAUAAGAACAACACAGUUAUCUGGACGACCUACUGUGUGCGGCUCAGCUCUAAAAGCCAGAACAUCACCUACGAUGAAUUGUGCUUCGAAUUGCAGGACAUCGUGCACCCUGAUCCCCCGGUGGCCCUGAACUGGACGCUGUUGAACGUCAGCCGGUCGGGCCUGAACUAUGACAUCAUGGCGAGCUGGGAACCCCCGCCUUCGGCUGACGUAUCCGUUGGAUGGUUGACACUGGUGUACGAACUCCAGUUCAGGAGGAGGAACAGCUCACACUGGAAAGUGUUGGAGCAUGAGUUUGGCACUCAGAAGUCAAUCUACGGCCUUAGUACAGGAGAGGAGUAUGAGGUGCGCGUGCACUGCUCAAUGAGGGCCUUCAAUAACUUUGGGGAGUUCAGUGAUGCCAUCUUUGUCCAUGUGUCAGAGAUUCCCAGUAAAGAGUCCACGUUCACUGUGAUUCUGGUCCUGAUCUUCGGUGCUGUGGGCGUGGCCAUUUUCCUCAUGCUCAUCAUCUUCUCUCAGCAGCAGAGACUUAUGGUGAUUCUUCUGCCUCCUGUCCCUGCACCCAAAAUCAAAGGGAUUGACACAGAAAUACUUAAGAAGGGAAAGCUGAAUGAGCUGAACUUCCUCCUGAGUGUUGGUGGCAUGGGGAGUCUCCACCCCUUCCCCCCUGACCUGUACCAGGACGAGUCUUGGAUGGAGUUCAUCGAGCUGGACGCAGACGAGCCUGAGCCUGGGGAGAAGGAGGACAACCUGGGCUCGGACACACAGAGACUGCUGAGCCUGGGUCACAACAACCACCGCACAAACCAUGGCUGCUCUCACACCCUCAGCAUCCCUGAUAUUGACUAUGAUCCAGAGCUGCCUGACCAGGAGACCCUAAUGUUGAUGGCUGCCCUCCUGUCCAGCCAACCUGAAAAAGUUGAACCCUGCCUGGGUAACCGGCGGAGCCACUCCAACCCCCCGGCCAUAGAGGUGCUGGAGGUCCCAUGCCCAAGGCUCCAAGCUCCAGGCUUAGCUCCAGAGGGAGGGGAGAGGCCCCUGGUCCAGACCCAGCUGGGAGGCCCUCAUAGCUGGGUCAACAUAAACUUCUAUGCCCAGGUCAGCGAUGUAAUGCCCGCCGGAGGGGUGGUGCUCUCACCAGGCCAGCAGGUCAGAGCCCCGGAGGACACUCCAACAACAGAGGAGGAUAAGAAGAAGAUUGGGAAGAUGGAAGGAGGAGAGGAGGAGGAGGAGGAGAGGAGAAAUAAGAAGUUGCCGUCUCAGCUGCUGGUGGUGGAUCCUGAGGCUGGGGGCUACACGAUAGAGAGCAGUGGCCGGCAAAUCAGUACCCCUGACCCCUCCUCACCCGGGGAGGUUUACUACGCCUUCCCCCCACCUUCCCCCUAUCUCCUGCAUACCACCCCCCUAGGGGACUACCAGUCCCCGUACAUCCUUCCCAACUCCCCUGCUCAGUUCCUGCCCCCUGUUUUGGACUACACUGUGGUUCAAGAUAUUGACUCCCAGCAUAGCCUUCUCCUCAACCCUCCUUCCCCCCAGAGGUCCCCCUCCUGCCCCCCACAACCCCCCUCCAAGCCCCUGCCCACAAUGCCCAUAGGGUACCUCACCCCGGACCUGUUAGGCAACCUCUUGCCUUAAAGAAAAAAACACCUCCCAGGAGGCCUUGGGGCGUAGAGGUCAGAGUUCACACGCCAGGAAGUCAGUAAUCAUACCAGAAAGACAGUCUUGUUCUACCUGAAACCAAAUAUGUUACUGGACAGACAGGCACGAUGUUUGUUUGAGAGGGGGAUGGAAGGGAAGCUGGGAAGAGAAACGUUUAGAUGUUGUGUUUGGGUUUUAUAUAAGUGAUACUGGAACUUGAGGAAAGAGUAAAUUGGCCUUUCUGGUUUGACUUAGCUUAAAGAAAGACUUGUGUUGAACAAAUCUUAGUGUGCUCUGUCUGACUAAGACCGAGACACCCAAAAACCCACUAUCUGAAACCUUUAAAUGCCCAGAUUUCUAAUGUAACGUUACACACAGAUGAACGUAUGCACCACAUAUACGCGGACAGACAAGCUCAGACAUGAUUCUAGUUGUAUGUUAUCUGACGCUUUAAGGUAUCUAUCCCUUGACUGAUUAAGUACUAUGUAAGCAAUUUCCUUGCAGACACACCCAGUCCCACCUUAAUGUUUCCUACUAUGAUCGGUUAUAGAAAUGUCAGAGAGAAGUGAGUACAGAAGCAAGCUCACAUAUGUCAUAUAACAUAUAGAUGUUUAAUACUGGAGCAUAUUGGCUUAAGUCUUAACUGUACUGUAGACGGAUCAAGUAGCAGAAUGUAAUGGAGAAUAACAAGCACAUUCAUACAAUCACACACACACGCAGACAUUUACAUCAUCGUUAUCGCCUCAUUAAUUGACAGAGCACUUAAGUGUGCUGUUUGUCAAACUUACCGCCACAAUCAGCGCAAAGUGACUAUUGGUGACUAUUGUUGUUCAUUUAGCACUCGUUAUUUUGCUAUACCUUGCUUGCAUUUUCAUGCUUAUAUUUAGCUUUGAAUUCUUGCGGCAGAGUCAUCUAAUCGCUACCAGACUGAGGUCACAGUAUGGAACACAGCCAUUAGACAACCUGUCUGCACUCAAUGUGAAAACUCACUCUGAUUACCAUAGUAAAUGGAGAACAAGGCAGGUCAUAACAGCGAACAUGUUUCACUUGUGUAAUGAGACAUUAACGAGCACAGACUAGAGUCUCACAAUACAGGAAAGACUGCUUUUGUAUGUUCUACUUACUUUGCCUUCAUUUUAACUGCAGGGACAAGAACUGAAAAUGUGCAGAGGUACUUAGAAUGUCUUUCUCUCUGUGUUUCUACUGUUCUCAAUGUAGUUGCAAUGCCAGCGUUAAUGUGCUGUCGCUUGCGCUUUAUGAUAGUGGAAUGAGCCUCUUUUGACGUAGUGAAACGUACUUAGACACUCAGGGUUUUCUAUAUGCACCCAACUUUGCAAACACACACACACACGCAAGCACAUCCAUACACACCAUUUCAAAACGUGGAAAAGACAGUAUCCACUUUGCUUUUGAGCUGACGUAUACACACGCACACACAUUGUUGUAAAAAAAAAAAACUGGUGGUGAUUUGGAAAUGUACUAGUUUGUGUAUCUGAUCUGCAUUAGUGAUUGACAAGACGCUCCGUAGAUACAGUAGAUUAUACUUGUAUCAUCAGAAGAAAGAUCAUCUUCAUCCCGGAGAGAAACCGUCAGAUCCAGUGGUUGCGUGAGGAGCUAGAGUAUGUGUUUGGUGUUGGACAUUGUACGGUAUAGUCAUAAUUGUUCGUAGGCAAUGAACGCUUUAAAGGUGGAUGUGAACCUUUUCAGGACCAUCAUUAUUGGAGAGUCUUGUCUCUGUGUAUGACUGUGGUCAUUCUGUCAGAUCCAUUCAGCGUAUACACUCUUAGAAAAAAGGGUUCUUCGGCUGUCCCCAUAGGAAAACCCUUUGGUUUCAGGUAGAACCCUCUGUGGAAAGGGUUCUGCUUGUUUUUUUACCUUUAUUUAACUAGGCAAGUCAGUUAAGAACACAUUCUUAUUUACAAUGACGGCCUACCCCGGUUAAACCCGGACGACGCUGGGCCAACUGUGCGCCGCCCUACGGGACUCCCAAUCACGGACGGAUGUGAUGCAGCCUGGAUUCAAACCAGGGACUGCAGUGACGCCUCUUGCACUGAGAUGUAGUGCCUUAGACCGCUGCGCCACCCGGGAGCCGCUGCGCCACCUUGGAACCAAAAGGUUUCUACCUAGAAGCAAAAAUGGUUCUUCAAAGGAUUCUUCUAUGGGGACAGCAGAAGAACACUUGUAGGUUCUAGAUAACACCUUUUUUUCUAAGACUGUACAAACUGCAUCACAAGGACUGAAAGCCUAUCUGUAAGUGCAGAAUAUCUGUUACUAUUUUGUGGUGUUCACUACAGGAGCUCUUGACCAUUACGAUUCGUAAAUAUGAAACAUUUAUUAUGCCGGCACAUUAACAAUGUUCAGUUCAGAGUUCAAUAUGGACAAUAUCAAUUUUCAGUUGUCAAUCCAACAAUUCAUGAAUGAUGAUAAGUGUUUUUAAACAGAUAAUAUCACGACACAGCCUGUUCAAGUGUGCCAUUCUCUGGCAUGCUUAUUCUCUCUCGCUCGCUCUGCUUCAUUGAGAAAUGAUUAAGUGAACUGCUGCUGCCGCCAUCGCUGAUGAGACCAGCAUGUAAACAUUGAAACAGAAAUCUACAAGUGCCGUAACAACUGUGUGUGUUGUAUUUUGUUUUGUUACUAAUCAGAAAUGUUGCUGCUAGGUACGUUUCACCGCCUGCAUUCAGCCUUACCACGGGCGUAUACAGGAGGGCGCAACUUCACAGAAGGUUGAGAUCGAAAUGCGUUGUCUUCAACAGACAUCAUUCUAUGUUGUGUAGUAGAAUAUGAAAAAGUGUCAGCUCUAUACAUUGCCUUUCUAUCUGCAACAUUCUAAAACUUUGCAAACAACUGAAUAAGCCAGAGGUGCCUCUGUGUAUAUACAGUAUAACCUGUUUGGCGUGCAAGCCCGACCUCGGACCGAAAAUGACACCCCUGCAGAGCGCGAAAUUCAAAAUCUAUUUUUUAAAAAUAUUUAACUUUUACACAUUAACAAGUCCAAUACAGCAUUUGAAAGAUAAACAUCUUGUCAAUCCAGCCAACAUGUCCGAUUUUUUAAAUGUUUUACAGAGAAAACACCACAUAUAUUUGUUAGCUCACCACCAAAUACAAAAGUGGACAGACACGUAUGAAUUAUGAUUAUGAAGUAUGAAUUAUGAUUGAAGUAGCAUGCACAACCAACCGAAAUAAACUAAAACCAACCUAAAGAGCCCAGAAAAAACGACCUCAGAUUACAGUCAUAUAACAUGUUACACAAUAAAUCUAUGUUUUGUUCAUAAAAAGUGCAUAUUUUAGCUAUAAAUCAGUUUUACAUUGAUGCUACCCAAAAAUGCUAAUACAUAGCUACAGUCUGAAUCCAGCCGGGAGUAGCCAGAGAAAAUACAUACACCAACGUCGGCUACUAAUUACACCUCAUAAAACAUUUCAGAAAAACAUAUGGUGGAUAACUAAUGAAAGACAGAUAUCUUGUGAAUACAGACAACAUUUCCGAUUUUUGAAGUGUUUUACAGCGAAAACACAAUAUAUCGUUACAUUAGCUAACAUCAUAAGCUAGCAUAAGGCAGCAUUGAUUCUAGUCAAGCGCUAGCCUAGCAUAGUUAGCAGAGUUAGCAUUCAACAGUUCGACAUUUUUAUGAAAAAGCAUCCCAAAUUGGGUCUUAUCUUUCUUGGUACUCCAUCAGAAUGUUGUAACGGGGUCCAAUGUCCAGUAGAGUCUUUAGUUGGGUUCCAGAACGAAUGAUUUCCCUCUUUGGUUAGCUAGCACGGUAGCAUUGCUGCGCCAGAAAGCGUUUCUUCAAAAAAUUCUUCCGUCGUUUCACAUCUAAAGUCCAGAAUAAAUUGCAAUAAUAUAAUUAAAGUAUAUUGAAAAAACAUACUUUAGGAUGAUUUUGUGACAUGUAGCAAAUAAUAUCGUAGUCAGGCAUCAUAUUCAACGUUAUCUACCUUGUUCCAGAAGCCGAGAUCAAAUUAUCCUUCGCGCCCGGAUUUUUAUUUUAACUGCGCAGGUCUCACAAGAAGUUCUGUUAUUCAGUCCAGGGACGAGAUAUUCGACUCCUUUCAAUUCUCACUUCCGCAUUACAUCCAGAUGAAGGCGUAUGACGUGUUUCUACGGUCCUAAGUGUAAUGACCUUUUAUAGACAAGGUCUUAAAGAGACACAUCGCAUUUUGGGAAACUCAAUUCGGCUGGGAAAAUGGCUGUAAAAAUAUUUCUGUUCGACUUAGAGAAACAAUUCAAACCUUUUUAGAAACUACAGACUGUUAUCUAUCCAACAGUAGUAAAUAUAUGCAUAUUGGAAAAUAAAAAGUUUCUUAGGAGGCCGUUUGAAAAUGUGCACACAUUUUCCAGUUUUUUCAAUAUUCAGCGUGCAGCCAUAACAGGAUAAGGAAAGAGAUAUCAGAAUAUUUAAAUAAUUAAGUACUCGUAUGACAUUUGUGACAGGCCGGCUCAAACCAGUCUUAUGUAGCAACAUUUGAAAUUGUCUCAGCUAACAUUAGGCUAUAACUAGCCAAGAAAAUGGCUCUGAGAUACGAAAUAAUAAGACCAUCCACAUAACGUUAGCUAGCGAGCGAGCCAGCCAGCUAACGUUAGCUAGCUAACAGCACACUUUAACUUGAAAUAAAACCACUUUCCUUUUUUUGUUGAAAACUCUGUUUAUUCAGUUUUACACACACAAGACAACACAAAGCAAUAUAAAUAAUAUACUCAACUAGAAAAAAAUACAAAUAAUACAAUUUUAAAAAAUAGCUUUAAAGAUACCAUACUUUAGACAAGUUAAACACACCAGGUAGAAGGCUACAAAGGUUAAAGGGCAAUCUAUAGUACAGGGACAGAGCAAACACCUCACCAUUGUUCCUGUAAACAGUCAAGGGAUAGGGGUGGAGAAAUGCAACCACUCACAGACCGUCAUGGCCACAGACCGACCAUCCACUGAACCAAAAAUAAAAGGUUUACAAUGCUUUAAAAUAAAUGAAUAAUAAUAAUUUUAUGUAAGCGUCAACAAAUGUUUAAGAAAUGCUCAUCCAACCCUUAAGUCACAGGGGGGUCAAAUACAGACUUAUUUUUGUUUUAAAAUUAAUGCCAUCAGAGGAUGGACUGUUUAAAGUAUGACCGGAAUGGAGCCCAAGCCUCAUAAAACAGUUUGGGGUUCCCACGUGUAUUGAAUUAAAACAUUUCUAGAUAAAACCACUUUCUGUCAAAAUAGAAACGUGUAAUAUCUGAAAAUGUAGCUAGCUAGACUAUCUUACCUGUAUACAUCAUGAUUCAUGGAUAGGCCCAUCUCCUGUCGAAUGCCAUAGUUGCCCUUAGUUUGAAGAUGUAAUCCAGAGACAGGUCGUUUCUCCAGCUCCUUAGCUAUCAUACUCGAAUUCCACUCAUUUCAAAACUCGGUCCUCCAGAAAGUGGAGAGCAACAGUUAUGCAGUUUUACUAAUCGAUACAUUAAAAUAAAAGCCGUGUUAGACAGGAUUACCUAGACAUACUGACCAGCUCAAAUAGACAGAAGCGUGCUAUAUGGCAGACCAAUCCAAACUCAUCUCUCGGCAUGUCCAUCCCACUCAUUAUCUCAGCCAAUCAUGGCUAGCGAGAAGGUUGCUGACUUUUUCUGUGGCUAAACCAACUAGGCUCGUAAUUUAACAAUUUAUUUGUAUUUACAGAUGGCAUACAAGUUUGUUAUUAAGGCAUAUGAAAGUUCAUACUGUAUUUCAGCCCCCCAAAAUUAUUUUUGAUUCAAAAAAUGGCUCUCGAAUGAAGUAGUGACCUGUGACAUACGCCUAGUUUCCUGAAACGGGUCACAUUUAUGGAUGUUUGAAGGUUACAGAUAUAGGAAGAGAGAACGGAGAACAACUCUAUUCAAGCUUACGAGACAUCUGUUUACCAUUUGUGCAGUGGUGGAAAAAGUACAACAUGAUCAUACUUGAGUAAAAGUAAAGAUACCUUAAAAGAAAAUUACUCAAGUGAAAGUCACCCACUAAAAUAUUACUUGAGUAGACGUCUAAAGGUAUCUGGUUUAAAUGUACUUAAGUACAGUGGUGGAAAAAGUUCUCAAUUGUCAUACAUGAGUAAAAGUACAAAGUAAAAGUAAAUGCUAUACAUGAAAUUCCUUAUAUUAAGCAAACCAGAUGGCACAAUUUUCUUAUUUUUUAAAAAUUGUAAUUACGGACAGCCAGGGGCACACUCCAACACUGACAUAAUUUACAAAUGCAGUAUUGGUGUCUAAUUAUUCCACCAGAUCAUCAGGCAGUAGGGAUGACAAUGUUUUAUAUUGAUAGGUGCGUAAAUUGGACCAUAUUGCUCUCCUGCUAAGCAUUCGACAUGAAACGAGUACUUUUGCGUAUCAGGGAACAUGUGUGGGAGAAAAAGUAAAUGCACUAUAUGAACAAAGGUAUGUGGGCACCUGUCAUAUAUCCAUAUUUUGUUUCUCCCUGUCCAUAUGUUGUAUUUCAGACUAAAUCAAGUAUCUGAAUUAUCUAUCAUGAAUGCAUAGCAGAAUCGGUUUUUACAUUGUAAACUCAGCAAAAAAAGAAAUGUCUCCUCACUGUCAACUGCGUUUAUUUUCAGCAAACUUAACAUGUGUAAAUAUUUGUAUGACCAUAACAAGAUUCAACAACUGAGACAUAAACUGAACUAGUUCCACAGACAUGUGACUAACAGAAAUGGAAUAAUGUGUCCCUGAACAAAGGGGGGAUCAAAAUUAAAAGUAACAGUCAGUAUCUAGUGUGGCCACCAGCUGCAUUAAGUACUGCAGUGCAUCUCCUCCUCAUGGACUGCACCAGAUUUGCCAGUUCUUGCUGUGAGGUGUUACCCCCCUCUUCCACCAAGGCACCUGCAAGUUCCCGGACAUUUCUGGGGGGAAUGGCCCUAGCCUUCACCCUCCGAUCCAACAGGUCCCAGACGUGCUCAAUGGGAUUGAGAACCGGGCUCUUCGCUGGCCAUGGCAGAACACUGACAUUCCUGUCUUGCAGGAAAUCACACACAGGACAAGCAGUAUGGCUGGUGGCAUUGUCAUGCUGGAGGGUCAUGUCAGGAAGGGUACCACAUAAGGGAGGAGGAUGUCUUCCCUGUAAUGCACAGCAUUGAGAUUGCCUGCAAUGACAACAAGCUCAGUCCGAUGAUGCUGUUACACACCGCCCCAGACCAUGACACACCCGCCACCUCCAAAUCGGUCCCGCUCCAGAGUACAGGCCUCGGUGUAACGCUCAUUCCUUCGGCGAUAAACGCGAAUCGGACCAUCACCCCUGGUGAGACAAAACCGCGACUCAUCAGUGAAGAGCACUUUUUGCCAGUCCUGUCUGGUCCAGCGACGGUGGGUUGGUGGCCAUAGGCGACCUUGUUGCCGGUGAUGUCUGGUGAGGACCUGCCUUAUAACAGGCCUACAAGCCCUCAGUCCAGCCUCUCUCAGCCUAUUGCACACAGUCUGAGCACUGAUGGAGGGAUUGUGCAUUUCUGGUGUAACUCGUGCAGUUGUUGUUGCCAUCCUGUACCUGUCCCGCAGGUGUGAUGUUCGGAUGUACCGAUCCUGUGCAGGUGUUGUUACACGUGGUCUGCCACUGCGAGGACGAUCAGCUGUCCGUCCAGUCUCCCUGUAGCGCUGUCUUAGGCAUCUCACAGUACAGACAUAGCAAUUUAUUGCCCUGGCCACAUCUGCAGUCCUCAUGCCUCCUUGCAGCAUGCCUAAGGCAUGUUCACACAGAUGAGCAGGGACCCUGGGCAUCUUUCUUUUGGUGUUUUUUAGAGUCAGUAGAAAGGCCUCUUUUUAGUGUCCUAAGUUUUCAUAACUGUGACCUUAAUUGCCUACCGUCUGUAAGCUGUUAGUGUCUUAACGACCGUUCCACAGGUGCAUGUUCAUUAAUUGUUUAUGGCUCAAUGAACAAGCAUGGGAAACAGUGUUUAAACCCUUUACAAUGAAGAUAUGUGAAGUUAUUUAGAUUUUUACGAAUUAUCUUUGAAAGACAGGGUCCUGAAAAGGGGACCUUUCUUUUUUUGCUGAGUUUAUAAGAAUUGGACAGGGAGAAACCUGUAAGAAACAUUCAUACAGAGUAUUUUGUAUAUGGUCAUACAGUAUAGAUACAGUAGUCCAAGUAUUAUUUCAAGACAUAAGCCAAUAUCUUGCUGUAACUAAACUCUGUGUUGUCUUUUGCUUUUCUACAAUCCCAUGUCAUCUGUGUCAAAAACAUCUUAACAUUUUCAUAUGUUGACAUUAAAAGAGAGACGAGGAAGGGGGGCUAUAGUGGCUUUUAAAUCAUUACGCGGUUUCUUAAAAUGGUAGCAAACAGAAUGAAACGGGGAGGGAUUUACCUCAAUUUGUCCAUUGUAAACUCUAGUUUUAGUUGCAAAACGUUCGGCUGGCUCAGGUUUUGUUUGUUUGCUUGAUGUUGAUUGGCUAGUGAUGAUAUUGGCUAUACAGCCUGCUUGACAUCAUUCGACAGGAUCUGGUUCAAGGGGCUUGAUGUUCGACGGGUUUCUCAUGCUUAAGUUGGUGUGUUCUGAAAUGUUUUCCUCUUUUGUUUAAUGUUCAAUAUCUUUCAAAAAGGUACACAAUAAAUAUAUAUAUUAUCUUUGUCAGUUU
Molecule: messenger RNA, 10806 nt
Organism: Salvelinus fontinalis (brook trout)
Lineage: Eukaryota; Metazoa; Chordata; Actinopteri; Salmoniformes; Salmonidae
Gene: ghra
Product: growth hormone receptor a
Exons: 10
Coding region: 342-2246 (634 amino acids)
Cellular component (GO): extracellular region
Molecular function (GO): hormone activity
Source: RefSeq, a predicted model, not a curated record